CUGUGGUGAUGAGUAAGAGGGGAGAAACGACUCAGUGCUCUCUUUGUGGUGAGACAUUCCCUGGGUUAUCCUCUCUUCCAGCUUCUCUUCUCUGAUCCAGGAGGAAAGUCUCUGAGCCAGGAUUUGGAGACCCUAACUAGCUACCUCUUCUGGACCUCAGACAUCGGGACCUGGAAAGAGAAGAGGAUCCCGCACCAGUAUAUACAGAGUGGAUAUCGGAUGGAGAUUGGAACCCAUAGAUCUGUAACUUUUGUAUUUGGAAACUAAUGUUGACUCAACUCUCUUUAGAAUGGUUUCUGUCUGAACAGGAUGUUUUUCUUCAAACACUCAUUUUGUCAGUGUGGAGGCAGGGUAUCAACAGAGUGAAAAUCGUGGGCGUUCUACGGCUCUGUGAGUGCUUGGCAAACAGUGGAUAUUGUUUUGAAUUCAAACUCAGAGGGAGUGACUAAGUUUCCAGGUCCGAGCCCUCAUUCUACACCACUGUGUCACCUAUCCUCAGCAGCCACAGCAGGAAACUGGGAGACAGAAAGAGGUGGAGAUAGUGUGUUGGACUAAGUUCACCAGUGGAGCGGUCAUUUUUUCCUUCUUACCUGUCCUGUACCUGGACAGGACUUGAGAAAGGAGAUGGGAGCUGCCUUCAAGAGGUUCUGUGCUCGGUUCUGUUGCUGCUGUAGCGAUGCUGAAAGUGAGGAGGAGAAGGAGCCUUUAAUCAGUCCUGACACUUUGGAGUACUUUGACCGUGAGGCAAAGAAGCGGCGGGAUCAGGAACAGAACCUAUGGAGUGAGCCAGGCGACCCGAGCCACUCAGAGAGAGACGAUGACCGGAUCCUGUACAACCUCAUCCAGAACAGGAACCAGACCCGCAGGGGCUCGCUGGCGCACCGGCGUCUGAGUGUGGACAUUGAGGGGAUGAGAGAUCUGCGUCGGGAGGUCAGGGACAAGUGGAAGAUGAUCCUGGAGAAUUUAGGGUUCAUGGCAGAGGCGGAGUCUCUGCUGACGGUGUCUGCCAGUGCGUCGUAUGACCGUAUGAGGAAUGCCUCGGCGUCACGCACACUACUGCACACGCUCCACUCUGAGACAUCUAUCUUCAACACCCGGGAGGCCCCACCUGAGAGAUACCUCUUCAUACUGGAUCGUCUCAUAUACCUGGAUGCUGCUGAUGACUUCUUGGCGAAGGCUAGACGCUUCUACCCCAAGCGUGAUACUGAUGAUGAAGAUGAGGACAACCCGUUAGCCGUCAACCUGCCGUUGCUACUGGCCAGAGUGAACCGCACCAUGAACGGAGGAGGGAGCGAUGAUGAGGAUGAGAGGCUGGAUGAGGGAGAUGGGAGCGGAAGAGAAGAGGACAACUACUAGACAGAACAGGCGCUGCAAUGACCUUUGACGGUAGACAGGGGGCAGUAGUUAGUUGUUUAUGUUGCAGAGUUGGGAGUAUACAGUACCAGGAUGUCUGAUUCUGAAUAUACUCUGUUGAAAAUACUCUCCCAAUUUGCACUGACACUAGGGGCUCUAUUCAAUCUGUGUUGUUGAGGUGUUACAGAUUGCGCGAUAGAAAUGUAAAGGUAAUUUCUGAUUGAACCGACAUAUGCAGCGUUUACCGUGAAUGCAGUCUCCGCUAAC
Messenger RNA from Coregonus clupeaformis (lake whitefish), 1620 nucleotides. RefSeq names its product melanoregulin. The coding region runs from base 625 to 1356 and encodes 243 amino acids. Gene Ontology annotation, biological process: melanosome transport. The transcript is spliced from 6 exons. Gene Ontology annotation, cellular component: melanosome. Lineage: Eukaryota; Metazoa; Chordata; Actinopteri; Salmoniformes; Salmonidae. The record is from RefSeq and is a predicted model, not a curated record.